AUGGCGGACAAGACUGGCCGGAGGAGGAGAUCUAGUAGCAUCCUCCAGGUCUACCAUGAGCCGCCCGAGCCCAUUGAGCAGCUCAGUGACCAGUCUGCCCUGCCCAAUCUCAACGCAAAUUGGGUGAAUGCCAAAGGUGCCUGGACUAUUCACUUGGUCUUGAUCGUGACCCUCAAGAUCGUCUACGAUAUCAUCCCGGGUGUGUCACAGGAGACAUCUUGGACACUAACCAACAUAUCGUACAUGUUUGGCUCGUAUAUCAUGUUCCACUACGUCCGGGGCGUACCGUUCGAAUUCAACGGCGGGGCCUACGACAAUCUGAACAUGUGGGAGCAGAUCGACGACGGUGCCCAGUACACUCCUGCCAAGAAGUUCCUACUCAGCGUACCCAUCGUCCUCUUUCUCCUCAGUACGCAUUACACGCACUAUGAUCUGGCGUAUUUUACGAUAAACUUCUUGGCCGUUCUGGGAGUGAUUAUCCCAAAGCUUCCAUACAGCCACCGUAUGCGCGUAGGUCUUUUUUCGGGGGUUCCUGAGGAUUAG
This is a messenger RNA of Lasiosphaeria miniovina, 543 nucleotides long. RefSeq names its product ORMDL family-domain-containing protein. Bases 1 to 543 code for a protein of 180 amino acids. The record is from RefSeq and is a predicted model, not a curated record. NCBI's taxonomy places the organism in Eukaryota, Fungi, Ascomycota, Sordariomycetes, Sordariales, Lasiosphaeriaceae. Gene Ontology annotation, cellular component: endoplasmic reticulum membrane. The transcript is spliced from 3 exons. Gene Ontology annotation, biological process: ceramide metabolic process; sphingolipid biosynthetic process; intracellular sphingolipid homeostasis.